Epinephelus moara (kelp grouper) is the source of this 2678-nucleotide messenger RNA. RefSeq names its product asparaginase and isoaspartyl peptidase 1 (gene asrgl1). The record is from RefSeq and is a predicted model, not a curated record. Gene Ontology annotation, molecular function: asparaginase activity. The transcript is spliced from 7 exons. Bases 205 to 1137 code for a protein of 310 amino acids. Lineage: Eukaryota; Metazoa; Chordata; Actinopteri; Perciformes; Serranidae.
CUACUCGUCGAUGAUAUAUCGGAAAUACUUCAACACCUCGGCUCUUUGCCUUAUAUUCAUGGUGUGCUACCAUAGAACCAGUGCAAGUAGGUUUUCCGCUCGUCUUACGUCAGUGUCCUCAGUAUCUUGAUAAAACGGUAAAAAGCUCACAACGUUAGCGUCCCGUUAAACUGAAAAUACGUCAAUCCCAUCAGGGUGAUUGACAUGAUUCCAGUGGUGGUGGUCCAUGGAGGGGCAGGUCAUGUCCCAAGGGAGCGGUCAGAAAAGUCCUUGGAGGGGGUGUGCUCAGCAGCCAGGGCAGGGUACACCAUCCUGAGGGGAGGGGGCAGCAGCAUGGACGCUGUGGUAGAGACUGUGACCCAGCUGGAGAAUAACCCCGCCUUCAAUGCAGGGUGUGGAUCAGUACUCACCAACAAGGGAGAUGUGGAGAUGGAUGCCAUUGUGAUGGAUGGGAAAACACUGAGUAGUGGUGCAGUUUCUGCUGUACGCAACAUAGCCAACCCUGUCCAGCUAGCAAGACUUGUCAUGGACAAGACGAGCCAUGUGUAUCUGACAGCAGAGGGUGCCAAUCAGUUUGCGCGGUCCAUGGGUAUCCCUGAGGUGCCACCUGAGUCCCUCGUCACCGAGUACUCCCGCAUGCGUUGGAAAAAGAACCUGAGACCAGAAAGCAACCCUGUGGAGUGCCAAAUGGGGAAGAUGGGCACGGUUGGAGCUGUGGCAGUCGAUAGUGAGGGCAACAUAGCCUGCGCGACUUCCACCGGUGGGAUCCUAAACAAGAUGGAGGGACGGGUGGGCGACACUCCCUGCAUAGGGUCUGGAGGUUAUGCUGACAACAAUGUGGGAGCAGUGUCAGCUACAGGCCACGGAGAAGCCAUCCUGAAGGUUACUCUAGCCAGACUCAUCCUGUUCCACAUGGAGCAAGGUAAGUCAGCGGAGGCUGCCAGUGAUUUAGCUCUGGACUACAUGAAGUCAAGAGUAGGUGGGCUGGGUGGGGUGGUGACAGUGGACCCUCAGGGCCACUGGGCUGCUCGCUUCAGCAGCCUGCAGAUGAUUUGGGCUGCAGCCCAGAAUGAUACCCUGCACUACGGCCUGUACACUGGGGAAGACUUCACCCAGAGCAUCGAUGACCCACAUUGACAGGAAAUACAUGGUUUCAUAUUUUGAAGGAACUGUCCGUAGAACAAAAGUUUGAUUCAUAAACACAAUGCUCUAAAUCAGUCAUAUUGGCCACAGCUUUGGAGCCAAACUGUCUGCCCAACUGAGGAGAAACUCUGUGUCUUAAGAUCAUCUUUUGUAACUAACUGCGUACUCACUGUACUUAAAUAUUUACUUAAGUAUUGUACUUCAGAGUUUUUCCAUUUUAUACUAUAUAAUUUUAUUCCACGACUACUUUUUACCUUACUUCAUUUAUUUGACAUCUUUAGUUACUUUGCAGAGUUAGAUAACUAAUACAAAAAUAUGAAUCACUUAGCUAAUUUUUAACAUGUUAUUAAAGACUAAGCUCCUAAGCAAUAAAGUAAUUAACAUGAGCUCUACCUUCACCGGCUACAGCAUUAAAGUAAAUGCAUCCGUAAUUAUAUUCCAAUAGAAAAUUGGCCAUUCUAAGUGACGAGUACUUUUAAUUUUAGACUCUUAUUAUAUUUUGAGGCUUAUACCUUUGAUAUUAAUGCACUAAUAUACUAAUAAUGUACUAUGAAUGAAGGACUUUUACUUGAACCAGAUUAUUUUACACUGUAGUACUGCUACUUCUACUUGAAUGAAAUGAUCAAAGUACAUCUAUAAUCUAGAAUCUAAAAUUAUUCUAUAGUUUGUUGAAAUUUCACCAACAGCAUUGACAGAACCCUCAAACACAGACAAGCAGCGUUAUUGCCCUGUUUUAUUAAAACAUUGCUAAAAAUCUCAGCCCAGUAUUUCUUUACAUCUACAGUAUGGUUGUACUGACCUGAUAUGUGCAGAAUUAAGAUGGCACACAGAGGACACUUGGUAGAUGUUAUAGUGAAUUCCUUGCCUGGGAUCAAGACUAGACCUUCAAAUCUGCCCAGUCCUGUACCUUAAGGCCAAAACACACCGGCGCCGUACGACGCGCGUCAAAACAGCCGCCCCCAUUAUUUUCUAUUUACAAACCCACACCUGCGGCGGCUCGACGCGCCUCGACUUGCCGCAUCGCGGCACUUCACGCUAUUGUCCUAUUUUACCAGCGUCGCCGCCCUUGAAAAGGCGCUAUUUUGUACUUCCCAGCUCUCGCGGACUGGAGUGUGCAAUAGAAAUCCGGUUGACGCCCCGCAGCGCGACGCUUUUUGUGUGUGUUGGGGGCGGCACUUGACUCGCGUCAAUGUCGCUGCCGUCAUAUGACGCCGCCGGUGUGUUUUGGCCUUUAGGUUUUUAAACUUUGACAAAGUGUGAAAUUUUGUACUAAUUUCAACAAUGUAAUAAAUUAAGAAUUGCACAAGCUUUUCAAACAGAGAAAAUAUUUUCAGUCAAAUGUAAUAGAAGUAUUUUUGUUUGUGAAUGUAUGUGUUUCUCAUCUGAUCACACCUCAGUCUUGUGUACUGAAAUACUUGUAAAGUCCAACAGAGCCAAUAGUUGCAAGGUGCUGCUGAUCAGAUGACGAUUGUCAGUGCUGAAGCUUUGUGUUGGGAAAACACUGAUCAUUGACAAUAAACACUUUAAAUCCCUGA